Molecule: messenger RNA, 713 nt
Organism: Leopardus geoffroyi (Geoffroy's cat)
Lineage: Eukaryota; Metazoa; Chordata; Mammalia; Carnivora; Felidae
Product: glutathione S-transferase A2-like
Exons: 4
Coding region: 16-486 (156 amino acids)
Biological process (GO): xenobiotic metabolic process; glutathione metabolic process
Cellular component (GO): extracellular exosome; cytosol
Molecular function (GO): glutathione transferase activity
Source: RefSeq, a predicted model, not a curated record
GUUGGGCAACUGCAUAUGGACGGAGUGUGGCACCAUGUGCUGUGGGAAAUAAUUGGAAAACCUGCUGAUGUUGGGCACAUAAACAGGAUAGAUAUGUACGCAGAAGGUAUGGCAGAUUUGAAUGAAAUGAUCCUCGUUUUGCCUCUGUGUCCACCUGAUCAGAAAGAGGCCAAGAUUGCCCAGAUCAAAGAGAAAGUAACAGAUCGUUAUCUCCCCGUGUUUGAAAAAGUGUUAAAGAGCCACGGACAAGACUACCUUGUUGGCAACAGGCUGAGCAGGGCUGACAUUCACCUGGUUGAACUUCUGUACUAUGUGGAAGAGCUUGACCCCAGCCUUAUGGCCAACUUCCCUCUGCUGAAGGCCCUGAAGACCAGAAUCAGCAAUCUCCCUCCCAUGAAGAAGUUUCUGCAGCCUGGCAGCCAGAGGAAGCCUCCUAUCAGUGAGGAAGAUUUAGAAAAAGCAAGGAAGAUUUUCAGGAUUAAGUGAAGCAGGCAUGGAUGGCCAGCACUUGCAUCUGGGGUUUCCAACAAUGACGUGCGUUACCUGAUGUAAGAUGCUGAUGAUUGUGAGGCUAGUAAAGUUUUCAAAAGUAUAUAAUUUCAUCUACAUGAAGAUUUGCAAAGCAAUUUAUUUUGUUUUUACCAAAUAUCAAAUCAUGAUCAGCCCCUAGGACAUCUCUUGGACUUAAAAAUAAAUAAAGGGAGAAAAAAAUU